AGCGCUCUACCUCCUACCUCCUUCAAGAGCGUCUGAUUCCAGUUAGAUGAACGAGGGGCGGACGGGAAAGCAGGCGGCUCCCAGAACCAGCGACGGGACCUUUCCGUCUCAGAAGGGCUGAGGAUCGGAGGCGACUCCGGGGGCGAAGCUAACGCCAGCCGAGGAGAACUUCCGACGGAAAAGAAAUCGCCGCCCCGGGCUCCAACUCCAGCAUCAUGAACACCUCCCGGCCUCAGUUCCACUUCUCCGGAGGCUAUCAGCCCCAUGACUCCCACGAGUGGAGACGGGUCAUUCCGGCUCUCUUAGCAGCCAUCUGCCUGCUGGGUUUCACGGGAAACCUGUGCGUGAUUUGCACCCUCCUCUACGGCGCUCGGAAAAAGAAACCUUCCAUGAUCCACUCCCUAAUCCUGAACCUGAGCGCGGCCGACCUCUCGCUCCUGCUGUUCUCAGCCCCCUUCCGGGCAGCGGUGUAUUCCAGGGGGGCUUGGAACCUGAGUUGGUUUGCGUGCAAGUCGGCGGACUGGUUCGCCCACACGUGCAUGGUGGCCAAGAGCCUGACCACGGCCGUGGUGGCCAGAGUGUGCUUCCUGUACGCCAGGAACCCGGCCAAACAGGGACACCUCAACCAGGGCACCGUCUGGGCGGUGCUGCUGGCCAUCUGGGGGACGGCGGCCCUCUUGCCCCUGCCGGAAUGGUUCUUCACCACCUUCAGGCACGAAGCGGGGGUGGGAGUGUGCGUCAUGGACGUGCCGGCCCCGGCUCAAAGGUUCGUGUACGUAUUUGGUAAGCUCUACCCGCUCCUCGCCUUUGGCUUCCCUCUGCUCUUCUCCGGCUUUUACUUCUGGAAGGCUUACGGUCAGUGCCGGCGUCGGGGAACCAAGACCCAGAACCUGAGGAACCAGAUGCGGUCCAGGCGGCUGACGGUGAUGCUGCUGAGCGUCACCGUGACCGCCGCGAUCCUGUGGCUCCCAGAAUGGUCCGCUUGGCUCUGGGUUUGGAAUCUCAGGGAGGGAAGUCCUGCCCCACCCCAAGGCCUCAUAGCCCUGUGUCAAGUGUCCAUGUUUGCCAUUUCGGCUGCGGACCCCCUCAUCUUUCUAGUGAUGUCGGAGGAGUUCAAAGAAGGCUUCAAAAGUCUGUGGAAAUGGCUGACGUCGAAAAGAGCCUUACCGGUCCCGGGGUCCCCGGCCGCGGUCCAGGCGGGUCGCCCUCAGGUCCUCCCGGACGCCGGCCCACCUCCGGACUCCGGGCUGCCCAACUCGGAGAGAGAGAAACCGGAGUGUCUCCCCAAAGAGGAAAGCGUAGAGAAGAAGGAGAACCCCGUCCUUCCAGACGUAGAACAAUUCUGGCACGAGAGGGACUCGGGCCCUUCUGCUCAAGAUAACGACCCGAUCCCUUGGGAACACGAAGAGCAAGAGACAGUAGGUAGCGAGAAAUAGAACUGUGAUUACGAAAGGAAGGUAAAGUUUCACCCUGUAAAAUAGGUUCGUUAUAUUGUCCACUGCGGCGUCAUGUAUCCAUUUUGCCAAAGAUUGUAUCUAUAAAAAAAAAAAACAACAAAAAAAACUUCAAGCGACAUGUAAAGUGUUGCUGGAUACGUUUUAACAGGUGUGAUGAUCUUGCCCUCUGUAUACUCAAGAAAUGUCUCUUCUCCUGUUUUUCCCUUUGUUCCCGGUAAUAAGCAAGGCAAAAUCACCGUGAUGCUCAUUUCGAAAAAUGUCUCUGAGAAAUGUUUUAAAUAUUUACCUAGAGAAUUAAAUGUCAUUUUCAGUUUGCAUAACCAACACUCCAACUGCCAUUUCAGACCUGAAAAGAUCGAUUUCACUUAAUCCUAGAAAAUACAAUUAGCAUCUGCCUGGCAAAAAGCGGGAGGACUAGGAACUCUGCUGAUUGAUUUUUUUUAACUCUUUCAAAGUCACGGUUGCAGUUGCUUUUCCUUAAAUACUGCUUAAAGUCCUUUGAGGAAAAUCUCGCCCUUUAUGACUAUUAUAUUGGUCUUAAUAUCAGUAUCAUUUGCUCCCCCAACCGUCCAGCCACUUCCCCUAAUUGAACAAUGCCACCUGAUUUCAAUCUAGCUAAUGGGGCCGCCAUGCCCAGCGGGAAGCGGCCUUUGAUAAAAAAAAAAAAAAAAAGCAAGUGCUUGAGAACCGUUUCUCCACUGCAACCUUUUCCUCUGGGGAAGUAUAAGAGGACCCCAUUAAAGAUUCCCCUGAGCCCUUCAUCCCAUUCCCCGGGACUUGGUUUGGCUGGAAGCCAAGACCUCCUUGGAAAUGGAAAACAUUUCCUUGAGAAUCUAAGGGCUCUUCCCAUCCUGAAAGAGUGUCCAUCCAUAGUCCCAGUUCUUGGGCAGAUUUUUCCUGGCUCUUGAGCUGUUUGUCGUGAGGAUAAUGGCAGCAGAGACAGACCAAACGGCCCAAGGGACCUGGACCUAUACACACGAGGAGAGAUAUUUCAAAAGAGACUGAAUCACCGCGGGCAGGGAAUUUGUGUUUACUGUUGUAUUGUACUCUCCCAAGCACUUAGUACAGUGCUCUGCAAACAGUAUUCGCGCUCAAUAAAAACGACUGAGUGAAGAAACUGGGAGACCGCCACACUGUUUUAGCCCUUCCUUGUUAAUAGCACAUCACGCUGGGGCCGACAGAGUAGGUUUUCUCCGCUCACAGAAGUAAGGCACACGCGAAACAGGAUCUCUUCUCCUAACACUCGAAUAGG
Ornithorhynchus anatinus (platypus) is the source of this 2709-nucleotide messenger RNA. It is a transcript of the gene GPR151, whose product is annotated as G protein-coupled receptor 151. The record is from RefSeq and is a predicted model, not a curated record. The coding region runs from base 216 to 1436 and encodes 406 amino acids. NCBI's taxonomy places the organism in Eukaryota, Metazoa, Chordata, Mammalia, Monotremata, Ornithorhynchidae. The transcript has a single exon. Gene Ontology annotation, cellular component: membrane. Gene Ontology annotation, biological process: G protein-coupled receptor signaling pathway. Gene Ontology annotation, molecular function: G protein-coupled receptor activity.